UGCUUUCCCUCUAGGUCUAGACUCCAACUGGGAGGAGGCAGAAAGGCCAUGGGGGCCUCAUGAAAACAUGGCUGGUCCCUUAGAGGGUCCCUGCGGACGGAACUUCUGGAACGGCUCCGGCGUGCGGGUGGCCCUGACACUCCACCAUGACCUCACCAGACCCAACUUCACCCGAGUGAUUGGUUCCAACCUCCCCCUACUCUGCUUGGCUGACUCCCAGCCCCCUGCCCGGUACAUACGGAGCAUCAGUGGGAUCCCCGGGCCUGAUGGCCAGACCCUCUUCAUUUCCAGUCUCUCCAGGGUACGCUCGGAGGUCUAUACCUGCAGGGCCUCAAACUCCAUUUCCAGCUCGCACAGCAGCGUGGACGCCGACAUCACCGUCUCAGCCUCACUUUUGACCUUGUGGAGUCUGCCAGCUGCAGUCCAGCUCACCUUUGAUGCCAACCCACUUACCACCGUCCAAGAACUGCUGGCCAGACCCACCGUUGCCAUCAGCCAGGACACUGCCACGGAACAGAGGGAAAACGUGACCUUCUGCUGUAGCACCCGUGCUGACGUUACCAUCCCCUGGGUCUUCAACGAUCUCCCCCUGGUGUUCCGUGAGCGCAUGCAGCUGGCCACAGAUGGCAAGACCCUCACCAUCCUCACUGUACAGCGGGGAGACUCUGGGACUUACAAAUGUGAAGCCCAGGCUUUCCACCAGGUCCGGAGCAGUGCUCCCACCUUCCUGACUGUGAACUAUGGUCCUGACCCCUUUGAACUCAAGUUGGAGUCUGGCGUAUCCAGAGGGGAGGUGGUUGAAGUGAUAGAGGGCUCCACUGUGACCUUCUCCGUGGAAACACAGUCUCAUCCUCCCCCUGCCUAUACCUGGUUUCUCCCCUAUGACUCCAUCCCACCUCCCACCAUGAGUUCGUUCGACAUCCAAGCUGUGUCCCGGGAACAUGAAGGCACGUACAGGUGCUUGGUAUCCAACGGUGCUACCCACGUGCUUCGCCUGGGUGCUCUUACUAUUCGAGUCCUUGAAACGCUGACCAAGCCUCACAUUGUGCCCCCAAGCCUGAAUCUCGUGGAAAAUGCCAGCUCCGUGGCCCUGACCUGCCAGACCCCCCAUGAGGGGGCUGGAGUCCUGUGGCUCCUGAGGGGCCAGGCUCUCCUGCCCAGCGAUCACCUGGUGCUGUCGGCUGACAACAGGAGCCUGGUCAUCCACGGCCUCCGGCGGGACGACACAGGACCCUAUGAGUGUGAGGUCUGGAACUGGGGCAGCUGGGCACGAAGCGAGCCCUUCAGGCUCGCCAUGAGCUACGGCCCUGACCGAGUGGACAUCACCAGCGGGUCUGCGCCCGGGGUGGUCGGCACCGUGGAGGCCGAGCUCAACUCCAGCCUGACCCUGCGGUGCCGGGCGGAGUCCCAGCCGGGCGCUGAGUUUCACUGGACCCUUGAACAGUCCACCGCUGUGCAUGCGGGGCAGGUGCUGAUCAUCCGGGCCCUGACCUGGGAGCACCAGGGGAUCUACGGCUGCACGGCCUCCAACCCGCUGACCCACCUGGCCCGCUCUGCCUCGGUCCGGGUCAGAGUGGUAGGUCCCCAGUCAUCCCUGUCUGCAGGAGCCAUUGGUGGCAUUGCUAUCGGGAUCCUGGCUGUCUUUGCCCUGUCCGCAGGGCUGGGCUGUUUCCUCUGCAUCAGAAAUGCCAGACGGUUCUCAAGGGAAAAAGCAGAGGACCCCAUCCGGGAGGCAGCAACACCCACCUCCGAGGAGGAGGAGCCCCAUGCAGAGUCCUGUUCCAAUUGGCUGAGCCCCAUGUAUGCCAAUUUACCCAAACCUCAAGGACAGGUUGGAGUCAAAAAGAUGCUGCCACCAGCUCCCCCAGAGCAGUUUUAUGAGAAGGAGCCCCCAUCAGUAACCCCCGGGAACGAUUCUCAUGGCCCCAGAAAACCAUCGCCCGAAGUUACAUUGGAUCCAUUGGUCCCCACUCUACCGGAAGGAAACGCAGAAUCACACUAUGAGGUGCUUGUGAAUCCAGAACGCAACAUCUACGGCCAAAUCGACCCCUCAGUCUAAUGGAGGCAGACUUCCCUUCUCCAGAAAUCCUAGAGAAAUCACGCUCAAUCACAUAUUCAUGAAAUUUAUUGGGUGCUUGUUUUAUUCCAGCCAUUGUCUUCGUAGGCCUUGGGACACUUAAAAAAAAUUUUUUUUUUAAUGUUUAUUUUUGAGACAAAGAGAGACAGAGCAUGAGCAGGGGAGGGGCAGAGAGAGGGAGACACAGAAUCCGAAACAGGCUCCAGGCUCCGAGCUGUCAGCACAGAGCCAGAAGUGGGGCUCAAACUCACGAACUGUAAGAUCAUGACCUGAGCCGAAGUCGGACGCUUAACUGACUGACAUUCUGUUUUAAUGACAUUUAGUGACAUUUAGUGACAUUCUGUUUUAAUGGGUUGUUCAAGCACUGGACCCUAGCUCCCACCAAAUCUUGGGCUUUGACUCGUGUUUCUUUACAAGCAAUAAAAACAGGGAGGAAGUGACCCAGAAUUAGAGGGCCAAGGUUUGAGACUCAGAAUCUGGGGCUGCCAUAGCUGUAUCAUGGAGAUGGGCAAACACCAGUGAUAGACACAGCAUCUCCCCCCCCCAGGGGCAUUUCCCCCCCCCCCCCCCCCGGAGGCGGGGUGGACUGUGUCUUUUCAAAUCAUGGUAGAGGAUAAGACACAAGGAGCUAUUAAGAGAUGAUGACAGGAAAAAAAAAAAGCAGAAAGAAGGGAGAGAGCAGGCACGAGAUGCUUAGAAUCACAAGAAUUUGGGGGGUGAGGGUGGGGAGAAUCCGAUUUGAUGAAGACAGAGUGAGGAGUCAAGGCUGACUCCCAGGUUUCUGGCCAAAGCACCUGGGUCACUGGCAGGCCACUCUCUGAGGCAACAGUGAGGGAGGAUAUACAUUUGGAAUACAGACGGAAAAUCAAGAAUUUGCUUUAGACGUGUCAGAAAUCAACUGGAGAAUGAAACAGGCAAUUGUUCGUAACGGUCUAGAUAAAGCAGGGCUGGAGAUACACACGUGGGAGUUGUUAGUGGGGUUUAAAGUUACGGGAAUGUAGGUCUUGUGUCGGGGGUCUCCAAGACCGCACUCAGGCUCAACGAUUUGCUAGAAGGAUUCACGGGACCCAGAAGUUGUUACACUCAUGGUUACGGUUUAGUGCAGCAAAAAGAUAGAGAAUAAAAUCAGCAAAGGGAAAAGAAAAGGUUCCGGGAGUGAAGCAUGGAAGACACCAGGCACAAGCUUCCACGUGUCCUGUCUCAGUAGAGUCACAUGGGAAUCUCCCCAGCAAUGAUGUGUGACGAUACUUGUGAAGUGUUGCCAGCCGGGGUGGGGGGUGAGGGGGCUUGCCCUGAACCUGAGGGUCCAGGGUUUUGAUAGGGGGUCAAUCACACGGGCAGCUCCAGAUCCCCAGAAGGAAGGCAGGUGUUCACUACAGAUCACGUUGUUUGUAUAAACCAUCCGGACAAGUUGGUACAGUGUGGUCCAAGGCCACAAGCCUGCCUGCAAAAACCCUUUCAUCAGAACAUUGCAAGAGCUCAGUUCC
Messenger RNA from Felis catus (domestic cat), 3564 nucleotides. RefSeq names its product CEA cell adhesion molecule 20 (gene CEACAM20). The record is from RefSeq and is a predicted model, not a curated record. Gene Ontology annotation, biological process: heterophilic cell-cell adhesion. Gene Ontology annotation, cellular component: cell surface. NCBI's taxonomy places the organism in Eukaryota, Metazoa, Chordata, Mammalia, Carnivora, Felidae.